Saprolegnia parasitica CBS 223.65 is the source of this 169-nucleotide messenger RNA. RefSeq lists its product as hypothetical. The annotation marks the transcript as partial. NCBI's taxonomy places the organism in Eukaryota, Oomycota, Saprolegniomycetes, Saprolegniales, Saprolegniaceae. The transcript has a single exon. The record is from RefSeq and is a predicted model, not a curated record.
CACCUCGGACGGCGAGCGCAUCACAAUCACGAAGAUCGUUGUGCACCUCAAGCAGCUCAACGCGGACACAAUGGCUCACGACUUCGUAAUCCUCGAGCGGUCCAAGGUGUCGCCGGUCGAGAUUGCGUUCAAGGACGACGCACUCGGUGCCAUGCAAGGGAAUAAAUAA